Rhincodon typus (whale shark) is the source of this 792-nucleotide messenger RNA. Its product is annotated as E3 ubiquitin-protein ligase TRIM39-like. The record is from RefSeq and is a predicted model, not a curated record. The transcript is spliced from 2 exons. Gene Ontology annotation, molecular function: protein binding. Bases 1 to 792 code for a protein of 263 amino acids. Lineage: Eukaryota; Metazoa; Chordata; Chondrichthyes; Orectolobiformes; Rhincodontidae.
AUGAAGAGCCUCGUUGUUCAGAGGCAACGGUAUGGUGUAUUCAGCGACGAAUCUGGAACCCGAAGCCGCGAUGUUUCGAGCAUAGGCAGGUUCCUCGAGGGACGCAAUGAUGUGGGUUUCCCCGAGGAAGCAGUCGGACGAUUGGAUCUGUCAUCAGUGGGGCACCGGCUAAGCCGCGGUUUCGUCAUCAACAGGCGCGAGUCACAGGGAUAUAGAGCUAUAUACACUCCAGCCCCUCUGACCCUGGAUCCGAGCACAGCGAAUCCCCGCCUCAUCCUGUCUGAGGACCGGACCAGUGUGAGACUCGGAGACGAAACUCUGCCGCUCCCUGAAUCCCCGGAGAGAUUUGAUUCAUGGCUCUGUGUGCUGGGAUCAGAGGGAUUCACAUCAGGGAGACAUUACUGGGAGGUGGAGGUGGGAACCAAGACCGAAUGGAUUUUAGGGGUGUCCCGAGAGUCUGUCAACAGGAAAGGGAUUAUAGUUCCGAGGCCUAAACAUGGUUAUUGGAUUUUGUGGCUCAAUCCUGGAAGAGGUUAUUUUGCCGUCACAUCUCCCUUAUUGACUCCCCUCAUUUUGAGUGUGAAUCCCCGGAAGAUCGGGGUUUUCCUGGACUAUGAGGGUGGACAGGUGUCAUUUUACAAUGCGGACAACAUGUCGCAUCUCCACACUUUCACUCACACUUUCACUGAGAGAAUAUUUCCCAUCUUCAGUCCGGGAUGGAACGAGGACGGGAGUAACUCCACCCCGCUGACAAUCUGCGGACUAAAGGGCACUGACAGAUCCAUCCCAUAA